Messenger RNA from Drosophila pseudoobscura, 2113 nucleotides. RefSeq names its product Chitinase 5 (gene Cht5). The record is from RefSeq and is a predicted model, not a curated record. Gene Ontology annotation, cellular component: extracellular region. Gene Ontology annotation, biological process: carbohydrate metabolic process; chitin catabolic process. The coding region runs from base 137 to 1912 and encodes 591 amino acids. The transcript has 7 exons. Gene Ontology annotation, molecular function: chitinase activity; chitin binding. Lineage: Eukaryota; Metazoa; Arthropoda; Insecta; Diptera; Drosophilidae.
UUUGACUGUCAUUUGACGCCAAACGAGCGUCGCAAGAAGAACGCACAACGCACAAUCGUUGGCUCCAGUCCAGUCCAGUCCCGUCCAGUUGUUCCCAUACCAUCGUCGCCAGAGCAUCGUGUUGGAGCAUUAAGAAAUGGUGCAUCAACACGGAAUGUUGCCGCUGCCGCUGCUGCUGCUGCUGGGCGUGCUAUGUGGCUGGCCUUGUGUGAUCCUGGCCAGCGAUCAGCCGGCUCGCAUUGUCUGCUACUUCAGCAACUGGGCAGUGUACCGUCCGGGCAUCGGACGCUACGGCCUGGAGGAUGUGCCCGCCGAUCUCUGUACGCAUCUCAUCUACUCCUUCAUAGGCGUGGAGGAGAAGAGCUGGGAUGUGCUGGUGAUCGAUCCCGACUUGGAUGUGGACCAGGAGGGUUUCAGCAAGUUCACGCAGCUGAAGAAGACCCAUCCCAAGCUGAAGCUGCAGAUAGCCGUCGGCGGCUGGGCCGAGGGUGGCUCGAAAUACUCGCAAAUGGUGGCUGUCCGGGAGCGUCGCCAGAGCUUCAUCCGCAGCGUGAUCCAGUUCAUGAGGCAGUACAACUUUGAUGGCUUCGACUUGGACUGGGAGUACCCGGGGGCCACCGAUCGGGGCGGCACCUUCGGGGACAAGGACAAGUUCCUGUACUUUGUCCAGGAGCUGCGACGCGCCUUCGAUCGGGAGGGACGCGGCUGGGAGAUCACCAUGGCAGUGCCGGUGGCCAAGUUCAGGCUGCAGGAGGGCUACCACGUUCCGGAGCUCUGCGAAUUGUUGGAUGCCAUUCAUGCCAUGACCUAUGACCUGCGCGGAAACUGGGCCGGUUUCGCCGAUACACACAGUCCGCUCUACAAGCGCAAGCAUGACCAGUACGCCUACGAGCGCCUCAAUGUGAAUGACGGCCUCGCGCUGUGGGAGGAGAUGGGCUGCCCGGCGAACAAGCUGGUGGUCGGCAUUCCGUUCUACGGACGCACCUUCACGCUGAGCAACUCCAACAAGAACUACAACAUGGGGACGUACAUCAACAAGGAGGCGGGUGGCGGGGCGCCAGGUCCCUACACAAAUGCCAGUGGCUUCCUGGCGUACUACGAGAUAUGCACGGAGGUGAUGGACAAGUCGAAGGGCUGGACCGUGGAGUGGGAUGAGGCCGGCAUGGUGCCCUUCACCUACAAGGACACCCAGUGGGUGGGCUACGAGAACGAGGCCUCGGUGCAGAUCAAAAUGGACUUUAUCAAGCAGCGGGGCUAUGCGGGCGCCAUGACCUGGGCCAUCGACAUGGACGACUUCCACGGACUCUGCGGCCGCAAGAACGGGCUCAUGCAAAUACUCUACGACAACAUGAGGGGCUAUCGAGUGCCGGAGCCAACACGGGAGACGACGCCGCGGCCAGAGUGGGCGAAGCCGCCCGCCACUUCGCCCAAUCCGGACGAGGGCCCGGUGCUGCAGAGUGAGACGACGACGCGGAAACCGAAACCGAAGCCAAAACCAACUUCAGGCCCACUCAGCACAACGUCAGCGCCGGCGCCAGCCCUGACCAGCACCACCCAGAAGACAACCACAAAGAAACCGAAGAAGCCCAAGAAGACAACCACAACCACAACCACAACAACGUCUGCUCCGGAGAAGUUUACGGAGGAGCCCGAAAUAGUUGUCGACCCUGAACAGAAGCCAGGGGAGCCGCAGUUCGAUCCCAGCGAAAUCGAUUGCACCAAUCGCGAUUUUGUGCCGCAUCCAAACUGCCGAAAGUAUUUCCGCUGUGUCCAUGGCAAGCCCGUGGAGUUCGAGUGCAAGGAGGGGACGGCAUUCCACACGGUCCUGAAUGUCUGCGAUUGGAUCGAGAACAGCGAUCGGUAUUAUUGCACCCGAAUCAAGCAGAAAAAGCGGGGCAAUGAAGCCCACUAAGCACUUACUAAAACAUAUUCUAAAUUAUUGCAAACAACUCUAGCAUAAGAUAGGAAUAGGACUAGCUGUAAGAGUAUUUUAAUUUAAUAUCUUCCUAGGGUUAUAAGGUGCGUCUAAGAGAUUACUGCACGAGACAAAACCCAUAAAAAUAUACGAGUAUAUGAGUUUCGAAUCAAAUAAAUAUGGAACUUAAUGAUCCGU